AUGGACAGUUUUCCUUACGAGGACAACUUGUCCGACGGCUCCUCGUUUGAGGUGUUCGGUGACGAGAACAAGAGCUUUGCCCAUGUGACAGGUAUUGAUGUCUUGCGGCUUCACGAGUCUCUUAAGAAACGCAACAACCAGAAGCCUCCCUCUUGCACCAUCAACUUGAUAAACUUCGGUCAUCCUCAGUCGGCUAGUUUCGUUUCUGAUCUGAAAGGAGAUUCUUGCGAGCUCAUACCCAUCAAGACAAAGAGCUCGUCUGGGCGCCAGUCGGUACCUGGCGAGCAGGACGUGAGCAUGUUUGCUACCACAUCCCAGGAGGGAGACCACCGUUCUCUGUCGGCAAUGACCUCCUCAGUUGAUCCCAUUGAUAUCAAGUACUGUGACGACAACCUCUACAGCAGCCCACUCUCUGAAACAACCGCGAACCCUGGUGCAGAGAAAGCACAGAAUCGCGCUAUGGCGACGCCGGGCCCCAAGCCAGACUGCUUGGAUGGGAGCUCCAUUGCAAAGCGCAAAGAUCCUGUCAAGGCCCAGAAGUUCCGGAAGCUUGUUGAGCGCCUUGUCGUCAAUGAUGCCAUAAAGAGUGAGGAUGAUUCCGGUGCGAAUGGUACCGACGCUCAUUUUCAGCAAGUGGGCUUGGAUGUCACAGAGACGCUGAACAGUGGCGACCAUGCGAGCCCCUAUCUGGAUGUCGCAAACCACCCCCGUGGCACCAACGGAGUGUCUCAGCGUAAGGAUUCGUCGGCCAGCGAGCGCUCGAACAUGGAUUUUACCCCCAACCCCAGCCAUGGCGGCUCCGAGAUCACGGCCGGCUCCAGUGUUAGCAACUACAAUCUCAAGAAUGGUGACUUCUCGACGGAUUCAGUCAACGAUAGGGGAAACUGGCACUUAUCGAGCCACAGCAACGCCCAGGUGAAUAUGGACAAGCACACGUUGAAUAACUUCAAUCCCAACGCCAACAACUUCCAUCCCGCCCCGAAUAGUUUCAAUCCAAAUGCUGCUUCGUUCGCCCCUACCAGCGCCAUCCCAAUGUCAGAUGCAGCUGCACAAGCUGUGGAGCAGCAAAAGAAGCACCAGCUACAACUGGAGUUGCAGUAUCAGCAGCAACAGGCCCAAGUGCUGUCCCAGCUUGCGCACCUUACUCCCCAUCAGCAGCACGCAGCUACAAUCAACAUUGGCGUCAAUGACUGGCUCAAUCCUCACCGUCAUCAACAGCGCCGGCAGCCUCUCAGCAACAUCUUCCCCGAUACUGUGCCGCCUCAUACGGCGGUUCCCAUGCCAGAGGUUGGCCAAGAUCUGCUGAAUUCACUUGCUGCGCAGCACAUUGCCUUCCUGACCCAGCAGAACGCCAUAAUGGCAGCAACUCUUAGCCAUCAGAACGCCGCCGCGUCUUUUGGAGCUCAAAGCACUCUUGCUGGAAUCCCCCCUUUUGGUCUCACGGACCCUCCAGUUGCUCCAUUCAGUCACCAGCUACCCGGACCUCACGUGCCCUCCUUUACAGGCGCUGGUAGCAUGAACAAUGGAAUGUACACAGCCCCUCGCUUUCCGUCCCCGUUCCCCGGCGCGACAUUUGCUGCCCAUCACGGCCAAGCCAGCCAGCAGCAGCUCCAGACUCCCCGUCACUAUUAUGGAGCUCAUCCUAGUGGCUACGCCGGCGCCCCUAACCCGCCGUUGCCGACUGUGGGAAUGCAGCAAAAUAUGCACAAUGCACAACAUCCAGGAUACGUCCCGGUUCAGCAGCGUUCUCUCGUCUCCCUCGCUGGUGCACCGCCCCCAUCGCAGGCGCACGCCCUGAGCUUGCCCUUGGCCAACCAGCAUCUGCUUAAAUUUGACGCCGACGGUUCUCUCAUCGACGUCCCCAAACCACGCGACCACAGCGACCCCCAGCUACAAAUGGCGUAUGAGGCAGCGAUCGAGUGGAAGAAAGCCAACUUGCCUGGCUACGCGCAGUCGUGCCGGGAACGCCAGAACAACCGUAUCGCAAACAAGCUACAGGGUGGACGUCAGAACCAGGGCACCCACAGGAACAUGUACGCCUAGAAGGCCGACCACCAGCACACCCCCAAGAAAAACAGCGCAGAAAAUAAGAAAAGAAUAAACACAGCGGGGUGCGUCCAGGGUGACAGCGCAGCGGUAUUGGCGGC
This is a messenger RNA of Pyricularia oryzae 70-15, 2147 nucleotides long. RefSeq lists its product as uncharacterized. The transcript has a single exon. Lineage: Eukaryota; Fungi; Ascomycota; Sordariomycetes; Magnaporthales; Pyriculariaceae. The coding region runs from base 1 to 2043 and encodes 680 amino acids. The record is from RefSeq and is a predicted model, not a curated record.